AUGUCGGCAAUGCAGGCAGCCAACCGGCUCCGGACGGCCUUUACCAAGGGCGCUGGCCCCAGCUUCGGGUUGUGGCAGAUGAUCCCCGGCGCCAAUGUUUCCCGGGUUCUCGCGCGGAGUCCGGGAGUGGACUGGGUUCUGGUGGACUGCGAGCAUGGAAACAUUGACGGUAAAGGCUUUGAGGCCUUCAUCCCUGGUUGA
Molecule: messenger RNA, 201 nt
Organism: Colletotrichum spaethianum
Lineage: Eukaryota; Fungi; Ascomycota; Sordariomycetes; Glomerellales; Glomerellaceae
Exons: 1
Coding region: 1-201 (66 amino acids)
Molecular function (GO): catalytic activity
Source: RefSeq, a predicted model, not a curated record